UCAUCAUUUGGCAGGUUUUCCAACUACACAGUCGCUCUUCGGUCAAUCCUUGCGGCUAUUACAUUUCUAACUGGACAUUGGAAGUAUAUAUCAGGUGUCAGGAGUUCAUUGAGUACAGUUCGGAGUGAUUGCUUUUGGACACACAGGACAUGCUAAACGGGGGUGAGGAGGUUAUUUUAGACGGCUUACAAGAGAUUUAUCACCACAAAUUCUAUGGAGGAACAACCGUGUAUAGAGAACGGAAUAAAAAAGCCGGUCGUUUCCAAGACAAAACGUGCCCGAGUCCGGAUGGAAGGCCCGGACGGCGGUUGGGCAUGGGUCGUGGCAUUCUCCGCCUGCAUCAUCAGCUUCAUAAUUGCCGGACUAGGCAGAAUGUCCGGCAUCUUAUAUGUGGCCUUCAUAGAAACGUUCGGAGCUGAUAGGAAAGCUGCUUCCACGCCUUUUAGUGUGCGUUCAUCCACAAGAAAUCUUCUUGGUCCAAUUGUUGGUAUUUUGGGCCAGAAAUAUGGCGUUAGGGCAGUCACCAUAACAGGUGGAGUCCUUUCAACUGUAAGCGCCGCCAUCUGUUUCUUUGCACCGGAUAUCAUCUGGAUCACCAUCCUUUGGGGCGUGCUGAAUGGCAUAGGAACCGCUCUAACGGUCACGUUACCACAAGUAGUGAUUGGACAGUAUUUUGUUAAACAUGCCACCACCGCUUCUGGAUUGGCGUUUUCUGGAGGAUGCGUUGGAUCAUUUUUGUUUCCAGUGCUUUUGGAACAGCUGCUCUGGAUCUAUGGGAUGCAAGGCACCUUCCUGAUUAUAGGUGCAAUUAUUAUGCACACUAUACCGGCAGCCAUGAUACUAAGAAAACCCCCAUGGCUGAAAAAGCCCCAAAAUAGUAAGGAAACAGAAUUCAAAAAAUCAUUAAAGAGAAAAUCUGUAAACGAAAAAUCAUCAAAUAUGAAUGGUGAAAAUGAAAAAUUAUUUUUGCAAAAUGGUGACUUACCGAAAAAGGAUAUUGUUAAGAAAUGCUCUGAGAGUUUUCCAGAUAUUCAGUUCCUAAAACAAAAUAAAGAACUGGUGUUGGAAAUACUUACAACACAGGUUGCUGGAGAUAAUUUUUAUUUAGAAAUUAACCGGAAUGAGCCUGUACCUUCAUCUGAUAUUUAUUUAAAUCAUUUGGAAGAUAUUUAUAAUUGCCUUCAGAAUUCUAGAGAAAAAUGGCAGUUUUAUCAAAAUUUAAAACUUUCUAAAAUCAGACUUUACUGUGAUAUGCUUGAUGUAAAGGAUGAUGGCAAUUCAACUUACAAUCAUAAAAGCCAAAGUUUCCAGCUGGGGAAAUGUUUGGAUUUUGACACAAGUGACUUAAUGAAAACGAGCUCUGUACCUGACAUUACAGACAAAAAAAUAAAAGAAUUCGAUCAAAAUUCCCUUCUAAUGAAGCUGAAAUAUAUUAAGGAUGCACAAUCAGAUAUUUUAUCUACUUUAUCCCAAGAAAAGAAAACCGAUGCAACGAAAGUCAUACAAGAGCUUCAAAAGCUUUACAAUGCUUAUACAAUUUUGAGUAGCUACGAAAAGAAAAGAUCCGAAAAGAAACAAGUCAGUGUCUUGAGAGAAGCAGUAUCUUCUUUGGAAACCAUUGCUGUCAAAGAAGAAGAUUUACGUUCUAACUCCUUUCUAACACACAUUAUUACUGCAAUGAAAAUUUACAAGAAACCCUUGUUCCUCCUUAUAUGCCUUUGCCGUGCCGUCCACUUCAUAACCUUCGUUCCCGUUAUAACCGCUGUUGUCGACUUCAUAAUGGAUAAAGGCCUUGUUGAAGCAGAUGGCAAAUAUGCCAUUGCUGCCCUUUCUUUGGGUGACUUGCUCGGGCGACUGUGUCUUGGAUGGAUUACUGAUCGUGGCUACCUGUCUUUGCCGAGGUACAUGCUGGUCAUCAUGAUUCUCCAGGGCAUCUGCACUGCUUCCUUGGCUUGGAUGAAUUCGAAAGCCACGUUGUUUAUCAUGCUGGCUGUAUUUGGUAUGUUUCAAGGUUCCCUCUUUGUCCGCCACAAUGUGUUAGUAUCAAAAUAUUUUGAGCGACAUGAACAAUCUAUUGCAAUGGGCUGCAUGAAUUUCUUCUCAGGUCUUCUGGGAUUUGCACUACCAGCAUAUAUAGGAUAUUUUAGGGAUACUAUUGGAAGCUACGAUUACAUAAUGUACAUAAAUGGUGCCAUUGGGAUUUUCGUUGGACUUCUAUGGGCCCUUGAACCAUAUUUCCAACAAAAGUUUCAAAACAAGUCUGAGCCGGUUGCAGUUUGAAGAGUAGAAAUGAUUAUUUAUGCUUCUGAAUUAUGACCAUCAGCUCGCUGUAAUUUCAUUCCGAGCAGUAGGAUUUUGAAACAAAAUGUUGCAGCAAAAGGAAACAAAGUGUUCUGGACCGUUCCUUUACAUUUUGAUCGCUUAAGGUGUUAACAGUUACAUAUUUUUUUCAUGUAAAAUGUGAAAGUAAUGCUUCUUUUGAUUUAAAAAUUGAUCUCUUCAAAGAUGUUUGCUCUGUAAUUAAUUACUGAGUUUCUGCUAAAAAGAGAGAUAUUUGUACAAAAGUUGAAUUAAAAUAUUUAAUAAUUUUCUUCUCGGAGAUUUAAGCAUUUUAACAAAAAAUCUGGUGAAAAAAACUUAUACUAGAUAUGGGUUUCUACUAGAACGUUACUUUAGUUUUCAUAAUAUGUUUUUAUAGCUUUCAAAUUUUUUCAAACAUAAAAAAAGAAUAAUUCACACUCUUAAUUUUUAUUAAAUGUGAAUUAUUUUUUAUGGAAUUUGUAAAUAAAUUUAAUCGGAUUUUGAAUGCUUUUAAUAAUUUCAAAACUUUUAUUACCUGUACAUUCUAGACUGAAUGUUUUCGAUUUAAAAUUGAACAUAAUAUUGACAAAACAAUUUUGAGAGAGUCAUCCGCUUUAAGUAAAAAAAAAAAAUGUGAUAUCCCAGAUUUAUAAGGAAGAAUAAAAUAUUGUGUAUCUUAUAUUUCAAAUGAUUAAAAGUUUUGAAGUCUAGAUGUAAGUUAAAAUACAGUGAAGAAAUUUUGGAUGAUUUGUGUAUGAUAAAAUCUCUUCUAUGUGUGCAUAAAUUAUACAGUUUUCAACAUACUUUUUAGCAUAAAAUAAUCUGUUUAUAGUAUUAUUAUUUAUUCAGAUUCUUUUCAGAACACAGUCUUUUAAAAUCAUUACAAAAAUUUUAUAUUUUAAAAUUAUUUUGAAGCUGAAAAAAUUGUGAAAAUAAAUUACAAUCGAGUGUAGAUCAUAAUUUUUAUUGUAUAUUUGAUAUUGUAUACAGAUCAAAGAAUUUCUGAUCUUUUAAGAUCAUAAAUUAUUACUAAAUAUGUAAGCAAUAUUUGUCUUACUGUGUUAUUUUUAGUUGAAAUUGUAUUAUGCAUUUGUGAGUGUCUCAAGAUAAAUCUGUGAUAGCUUUUAUAAUAUUUCUUUGGUAGGAUUAAAAACAUUCAUUACAUUUAAUGUCAUUAUGUUUUAGGUUCAUAAUGCUUAAAAUGUUUUUAUGUCAUUUAUAUUAUAAAAAAUGACAUUCGCAUGAUAUUUAUGCUUUUAUUUAUCCUUUGCAUUGGAAAAAAUAUUUGCAUCAGUUUUUUUCAGUUUCAUCUAAGCGUUACAAUUUUAGAAGUGUACUCUCAAUUUUUAAAAGUUUCAUUUAGAAAUGUCAUAAUAGUAUUCUUUUAAUUAAGUUGUUUGCUAAUUUAUUUAUUAAGGAUGACUGAUCAACCUGAAAUUUAUUUUUGUUUUCUGUUAACGAUUAAGUUAUGUAUUCAUUGUUUCCUUACGAUUUUAUGAAUAGAUGGACCACUGUUUAUACUUAGCAAUUCUGUGAAGUGCAUGAAAUUGAGAAACUUGAGAAGCACUGAUAUUUAUCAGUGAUGCUGGAUUUUUUUUGUAUUUUUCGAUAUAAAAUCAUAAGGGAUUUUAGUAAGACAUAAAAACAGGGUGUGUGUUCUCACCAAGAUGGCAAAACCGUGCCAAACAUUCAAAUUUAAGCCAAAACUUACUAUUUUGAUGGCCACAAGAAAUGGAAGCAAAUGCUAUAAGAUUUGCACUAAUAAAUAUCACGGUUACUACAUUUGCGAGAAAUGCUCAAACAUUUUCAAAUUUGACGAUCACACCCUAUUUUUAUGUCGAGCCGUUAUUUUUUUGCGAAAUAAUAUUAUCUAGAUAAUAAUAUUAAUAAUAAAUAAAAUGUGAUGAAUAAAAAUUUUCAUUGAUAAUAUCUAUGGAUACACUAAAUGAGUCUUCUGCUGUGAUUUGUAUUAAUGAAUGAUGGAGAGUAUUAGUCGAUGUAUAUAAAACUUCUGUUUGUAUUUCUUAAUGCUAGGUGAAAGUAUUAUUUUCAUAAAGAGCAUUUUAGUUUCAUAAUGUGUGUUAUUCAUUUAUAACAUUGGAAAUGUACAUUGCUUUUUUUAAUUUAUAUAUAUUUUUAAAAUUAAAUAUUUAUAUAAAAGAAUUCUCUCAAUACACGAAGAAAGAAGCGCUUACUUCAAAUAUAUCCGCAGAUGACAAAAGACUUUACUUUCAUGCAAUAAAAAUUUACAUCUACAAUAAUUAUUUUUAUCUGACUUUCAAACAGAUUUUUUAUUGAAACGAGAAAGCGUUUUGAAUGAUAUAGCAGUCCACGUUUUCUUCAAUCUUAAAAACGAGUAAAGAAAAACAGAAUAUUUAAAAAUUUUAAUAAUCAAAAUGACAAGUAUGUGAUAUGAGAAAAAAAUUGGAAACAUUUAAGAUUAAGUUGUGUCUCUCCAAGUAUGUCAAAAUCUUGCUAAUUGCUCAAAACUCCGCCAUAUUGAAUGGCUACCAAGAGUGGUGAUAGCUUUUAGAGUUGCAACAAAUAAUUGUCAGUAUCACAUUUGGCGGGAAAUCACCCUGAAAUAAAUCACCUUUGGAAACCGUACUUAAUCUUAAGUCUAACUAAAAAUGUAUAUAUUUUACUUGUAAAUGGAUUUAAAAUCAAAACAUUUAUUUUAAUGAAAAUAGUAACAAUUUAUGAUUAAUUCUGUAAUUAAAGUUUAAGAAAAUUUAUUUUAAAUCGAAAUUAUUACCCGAUUUUUAAAAGCAGUAACAUUUCCAAUGUUAUUUAUUCAGUAUGUGCAUUGAAGUAUUAAUGUGCUGUAUUUUAGUAUGUGUUGAGCAUAUAGGAUGUCUUUUAGCUGCUGUGCAGCUAACUUUUAUAUUAUUUAUAAAAAUGAAAAACGUUCUAAAUUUGGAAGAAUUAGGAUGGAAAUUUUCGAAUUAUAAUCUUUACUGAAUUAUACCGAUAUCAACGUUGUAAAAAAUCUCGAUUUGUAUUCAUUAUCUAUAAUGUAAUCAUUUAUACAUUUUGUAAUUACUAUUUAAUGGGUCAACUUUUAUAAUACUUUAUCAUUUAUGAAAACUUUUUACAAAAUGUGAAUGAUAAACUAAAAAUCAGUAAAAACAGAACCGAUCUAUAAACAUUUGGAGAUUUUCUAUAAUAAACGUACAGCCCUUCAAAUUCGUAUUUAAUUUCAAAGUUAGCCAAAAAGUGCUUUUUAUUUCUUAAAAUAUUAAAAAUUUAUUGAUUUGCAGAUUACUUAAAAUAUUAAAAAUUUACUGAUUUAUGUUACAUGGUAAAAGAUAAUGUUAAUAUAUAUCAUUUUAUAAAAAACAAAAAAAUGGAAAUUUAAUACAAUUAUAUUUAAGAAAUACGAUUUCCAAUUAUUUGUAUAAAAAUAAUGGAAAUAAUCCUCAUUAAUUAUUCUAAAAAAAGCAACUACAAAAUUUACUAGCUAUUGGCUACAUAUUACUAAAAUAUUAGAGGAUUGAUUUAUCCUGCACAGUUGUUGUUUAAUUAACUGCAUAAAUAGUUACAAAGAACUCGUUUCGAAAACCAAGUACGUAAUAUUUUAAAAUCUAUUUGAUAGAAUUUAUUUUGUAGAAGAAUAUAUUAGAUUAUGAUUGGGACUCAAUAUUCCAAAGAUGGUGAAAUCAAGUGAUAUUAUUAGCAAUUUAUUUUUAGCAAUCAAUGUCGAAGUUUUCUAUUUUAGUAAGGAUAUUGAUGAAAAUAUCAAUUGUAUCGAAUAGAAAUACUUUUGAGAUAGCUUUAAUAAAUAUUUUGUUUCUGUUC
Argiope bruennichi is the source of this 6099-nucleotide messenger RNA. Its product is annotated as monocarboxylate transporter 9-like. Gene Ontology annotation, biological process: transmembrane transport. NCBI's taxonomy places the organism in Eukaryota, Metazoa, Arthropoda, Arachnida, Araneae, Araneidae. Gene Ontology annotation, molecular function: transmembrane transporter activity. The transcript is spliced from 5 exons. The record is from RefSeq and is a predicted model, not a curated record. Bases 214 to 2280 code for a protein of 688 amino acids.